AUGCAGAACUCUAGCCUCCCGGAAGAUGUAAUAGUGGUGAUCCUCUCGAGACUCCCCGUGAAAGCCCUCCUACGAUUUAAGUGCGUCUGUACUCGAUGGCGCUCCUUAAUCUCGUCCUCUUUCUUCGCCUCCUUGCACCUCGACCGCUCUAUUGCCAACCCCGCAAGGCAUUCCCUUCUUGUUCACGAACUACGCCGCCGAAACAAGCAUAUGUCACUCGAUCUCCUCACCUCUUCCCCGAACGAAAAUCUCAAUCUUGGGCUUGAUCGGGCCUACACUUUUGGCCCGGAAUUAAUUUACGCGGGUUCAAUCAAUGGCUUGAUUUGUAUGCUGGGGAACUCAGCUGAUAGUCUCUUGAUAUGGAACCCUUCCUCCAGAAUGUUCAAGACACUCCCACUUGGUAGGCAUACAGAUCCAAGCUGUCUUUCCAUAGGAUUUGGUUGGGAUACAAUUUCUGAUGAUUACAAGGUCGUAAAGAUUGGUUCUAAUUAUGAAGAUGGGAAAUUGAGAAGAACGUGGUCUGAGGUGUGGUCGGCCAAUUUAGAUUCUUGGAGUGAGGUUGAAAUUGAUCAGAAUUUCGGCCUUCUGAAGAAUUCUUGUGAUGUGAUAGUGAAGGGAUUUGCUUAUUGGUUUGCGGAGGAUGGUUUUGAAAGUGACAGGAUAUCUUUAAUUGCUUCAUUCGACAUGAGGACCGAGGUGCUAAAGCUGGUUCCGGUGCCUGAUUCUUUAGUGGGGCCGCAGAAUGAUUUUGAUUGUAUGAAUUGGAAGGAAACUUUUGCUUUGAUAGAACGCAUUUCGUCAGAGCCUAGGAAAAUAUAUCAAUGUAAAUGGAAAAUUUGUACAGAGAAAGCAUAG
Molecule: messenger RNA, 855 nt
Organism: Fraxinus pennsylvanica
Lineage: Eukaryota; Viridiplantae; Streptophyta; Magnoliopsida; Lamiales; Oleaceae
Source: the annotation of a GenBank genome assembly